GGUCGCAUAUCCGCCGUUUUAUUCGACUUUACCAAAUACCUACUUGACAACAACUAUCAAGCUGACACAAACUCGAGGCAGUGCUUAUCACCCACAAAACUCUUGCAGAAGGCGAGCCGCAGUAUGGAAUGUAUCCGGGCGUAUAAACUGCCCUCCGCCCCCUCCCCUCCCCCUUGUUUGAAAAAAUAAAAAAGGAUAAUAAAAAGAUUUCCCCCAGCAACAACUCUUACUCAUCCAACCAUGGAUAGCCACAGGCUUUGGGAUGUGCGACCUAUAGGCAGUAAGCGACCAAGUUCCACCUUAGCUCUCGAGGAUCGCGAGGUCAAGAAAUCACGUACGCAGCCACACGGCGACGAUGCAGGUGGCAAUAUUCCGGACAAUGAGUUGCCUCUACCCGUCUACGGGGGCUCGUCUUUCCUAACCAAAGAUGUCCGUUGUAGCAUCGGGAAUCGACUUAAUUAUGAUUCUGAAAGUCAGGUCGAUAUAUCUAUGGGUGAUGCCUCAACCUACGACGUCCCAACCCCAAGUAGAUCUUUCGAGCAAUCGCCUGCUUUCACGAGGAUUAGUAGCCUUUGGGAUUCCCAGGGAAGUCACUUUCAAGGACAUGCAAGCACACUAGACGUCCGCUCUGCAUCCCAAAGUGAGCAGUCAGUGUCCAGUGUAUUCCAAGCCAAUGAACCUCUGUCGCAAUACCAGGCUGAGUCACUCUCAACUGAAUCUGCGAAGGAUGCAUAUAGCGAUUAUGAUACAUGUUUCGGUGUUGUGCUAGCAGUACCCACAUCUUCAGUUUCACGGAAUAAUACAGCUCACUCUGUGCCUGUGAAUCUGAAGCCAUUUGGAGGUACUCUAAUGAUUUACGAGCAGAAUUCUAAUGCAUACGCUGGUAUCUUAAGCAACUGUCAGCUCGUAAAUGCACUUCGUCAAACCCACCUUAAACUAGAUGCCACGCUCUUCAUCUCGAAGGACGAGGACCUGGGAGGGAUAAACAAAACCAAAAUGAAGAAGAAUACCACAGCCAGAGCAGCCCGAGAAUACAGCAUACGCAUUGUAGUAUAUGGCCUGAUGAGUAAUAAGGAAGCCGCUGGAGACCUUCUUUCAGAUGCUGGUUGCUUUCUACAGCAACCCUAUGCCACGGAAGUCAUACCAGGGGUUCAAUAUGAUAAUCCCCAUUAUCUUGUUCGCCCUGGUUCUGAAAUGCCGAAACUUGAGAACCUGAGCCUAGGUAUGAGUCAAAUUAUUAUGACUUACCAUCAGUCUCAAAUCAUCCGACAUGUGAAGGAGCUUGUGCGCUGUUUCAAUAUAGUUAUCAACCUCCCGAGAAAUAUUACGCAUUUUUCGCUGGAAGUCAUCGUGAACAUCUUGGCAAAGGUUCUGCUUUUGCGCUACAGCAGACUCAUGUUCGGCGAUAACAUUGAGGGUGUUCCUCGUGUUGGUGAGAAUGCUCCGGGCGUGAUGAAGCUUGCCCCUAUGGUGGUGCAGGCGUUGCUCGUGCGAAAGAUCGAUCUUGAAUUUAUUAUAUGGAUUUGGUAUUGCUAUCUGUUGAUUCUACAGACAGGGGCGGAUGUUUAUGAAACAGAGUCUACUCACGAGGAGCUUGAAUAUUUGGGCAAAAGAGUCAAGAUAUUCUCUCCAAUUUCCAAGAGCUGCUUGAAGAUAUCGGAGGUUCAGGGCCAUUGGGUGCGGUGCCGAGUCUACAUUGAGGUCGAAAACUUCAGGGGGCUGGAUGAUGACCCAGGUUGGCUGCCUGGAAACCGCGGAGAACGUCUGGUGAAGAGCCGAGUGGCGACAGGACCAUGGGUCUUCUAA
Daldinia vernicosa is the source of this 1806-nucleotide messenger RNA. RefSeq lists its product as uncharacterized. The transcript is spliced from 3 exons. The record is from RefSeq and is a predicted model, not a curated record. NCBI's taxonomy places the organism in Eukaryota, Fungi, Ascomycota, Sordariomycetes, Xylariales, Hypoxylaceae. The coding region runs from base 241 to 1806 and encodes 521 amino acids.